CCGGCGCUCGCCACUUCCGGCGCGUUGGGGCUGUUGGUUGAGGGCGGCAGCGCGGCGCGAGCGGGUGGCUCCGGGGCGGCCGCGCGCAGGGAUGCUCUGGGGGGUGGCGGCGGCAGCCGAGUGGGCUGAGGUGGUGAGGACAGCGCGGGCCUGCGGGCUUCUCUCCUGAGCCGGCCGCCCGGGUAGCGCCGCGCCGCCAAGGCCCCUCCAGCCUCCACCCCUUUAGCCUCGGGGCCGGGCCCGCCGCCGUCUCUGUCUUCCGUGGCCGGGGAGCCCCUGCCUGGGCCCGCAGCCUCCCCCUCGGGGGUCGGGCCCGGGCGGGGGCCCGGAGCCUCUGCUUUCCUCGCCCGCCUCCGAGCCCCAUUUCCUGCUUUUUUAGUUUCCUUGGGAAGGUGCAGUGGGGCUGGAUGAAUUGUCCCGGGGGUCCCCGAUGAGGCGGACCGGGAGGCCGUGCUCUUUUUAGAGGGUCCCCGCGGGCCCGGGUGGGGAAGGGGUUUUCUUUGCAUGGGCGGGGGACUUCCCGAGCCUGCCGGGACCAUGACCUGAACUGUGCGAGCGGGACGCGUGCGAAGCCCAAGACCCAGCUCACCUGAGCCGCCCCCUCCCCGGCCAGCAUGGCAUCAGAAGAAGCCUCCCUCAGGGCAUUGGAAAGUCUGAUGACAGAAUUUUUCCACGAUUGUACGACCAAUGAAAGAAAACGUGAAAUAGAGGAGCUUCUUAAUAACUUUGCUCAGCAAAUAGGAGCCUGGAGAUUGUGCCUGUAUUUUCUGUCCAGCACUAGGAAUGACUAUGUGAUGAUGUACAGUUUGACAGUUUUCGAGAAUCUGAUCAAUAAAAUGUGGCUUGGGGUCCCAUCUCAGGAUAAGAUGGAAAUACGCAGCUGCCUGCCCAAACUUCUUUUGGCUCACCAUAAAACCUUACCUUACUUUAUCCGGAAUAAACUCUGCAAAGUUAUUGUUGAUAUUGGACGUCAAGAUUGGCCAAUGUUCUACCAUGACUUUUUUACUAAUAUCUUACAGUUGAUUCAGUCCCCUGUGACAACCCCCCUUGGGCUGAUCAUGUUGAAGACGACUUCAGAAGAGCUAGCUUGUCCCCGUGAGGACCUCAGUGUGGCUCGGAAGGAGGAGUUGCGGAAGCUGCUGCUGGACCAGGUGCAGACCGUGCUUGGGCUCCUGACAGGUAUCUUGGAAACUGUCUGGGACAAACACACUGUUACUGCUGCCACCCCACCGCCAUCCCCGACCUCAGGAGAAAGUGGCGACUUACUGAGUAACCUGUUGCAGAGCCCUAGCUCAGCCAAACUGUUGAAUCAACCCAUCCCCAUCCUUGAUGCAGAGAGUGAGUAUAUCUGUUCCCUGGCCUUGGAGUGCCUGGCCCAUCUCUUCAGUUGGAUUCCUCUGUCUGCCAGCAUCACCCCGUCCCUCCUCACCACCAUCUUCCACUUUGCACGCUUUGGCUGUGAUAUCCGGGCCAGGAAGAUGGCAUCAGUAAAUGGUAGCAGCCAGAACUGUGUCUUGGGUCAGGAGCGUGGCCGACUUGGGGUGCUGGCCAUGUCCUGCAUCAAUGAACUUAUGUCCAAGAACUGUGUGCCUAUGGAAUUUGAGGAGUAUUUACUGCGCAUGUUCCAGCAGACCUUCUACCUCCUGCAGAAAAUCACCAGGGAUAACAAUGCCCACACGGUGAAGAGCAGGCUAGAGGAGCUCGAUGAGAGCUACAUUGAGAAGUUUACUGACUUUCUGCGGCUCUUUGUGAGUGUUCACCUAAGGAGAAUCGAGUCCUACUCCCAGUUUCCUGUGGUGGAGUUUCUGACACUUCUGUUCAAAUACACGUUUCAUCAGCCUACUCAUGAAGGUUACUUCUCUUGUUUGGAUAUCUGGACACUCUUUUUGGACUAUCUGACAAGUAAAAUUAAAAGUCGUCUGGGAGACAAGGAAGCAGUUCUCAACAGGUACGAAGAUGCGCUGGUCCUCUUGCUCACAGAGGUGUUGAAUCGAAUCCAGUUCAGAUACAACCAGGCCCAGCUGGAGGAGUUGGAUGAUGAAACGCUGGAUGAUGACCAGCAGACAGAGUGGCAGCGGUACUUACGCCAGAGCUUGGAGGUGGUGGCCAAGGUGAUGGAGCUCCUUCCCACGCACGCCUUCUCCACUCUGUUCCCAGUUCUUCAGGACAAUUUGGAAGUUUAUUUGGGAUUGCAGCAGUUCAUAGUUACUUCAGGGUCAGGACACAGGCUGAAUAUCACCGCGGAGAAUGACUGCCGGCGCUUGCACUGCUCCCUGCGAGACUUGAGCUCCCUGCUGCAGGCUGUGGGCCGCUUAGCUGAGUACUUCAUUGGGGACGUGUUUGCUGCGCGGUUCAGUGAUGCCCUCACUGUGGUGGAGAGGUUGGUUAAAGUCACUUUGUAUGGAUCUCAGAUAAAACUGUACAACAUUGAAACAGCUGUGCCAUCGGUGUUGAAACCUGACCUCAUUGAUGUGCACGCCCAGUCGCUGGCUGCUCUCCAGGCCUACUCCCACUGGCUAGCACAGUACUGCAGUGAAGCCCAUCGGCAGAACACGCAGCAGUUUGUGACACUCGUCUCUACCACCAUGGAUGCAAUUACGCCCCUGAUCAGCACCAAGGUCCAGGACAAGUUGUUGCUAUCUGCAUGCCACUUACUGGUCUCACUUGCCACCACCGUGCGGCCCGUUUUUCUGAUCAGCAUCCCUGCAGUCCAGAAGGUAUUCAAUAGGAUCACUGAUGCCUCUGCCCAGCGACUUGUUGAUAAGGCUCAGGUGCUGGUGUGCCGUGCGCUCUCGAACAUCUUGCUGCUGCCAUGGCCAAACCUCCCCGAGAGUGAGCAGCAGUGGCCUGUGCGUUCCAUCAGCCACGCCAGCCUCAUCUCGGCCCUUUCCCGGGACUACCGUGGCCUGAAGCCCAAUGCUGUUGCUCCACAGAGAAAGAUGGCCCUGGAUGACACCAAAGUGAUCAUCCACCAGACACUUAGUGUCUUGGAAGAUAUUGUGGAGAACAUCUCUGGAGAGUCCACCAAGUCCCGACAGAUCUGCUACCAGUCACUGCAGGAAUCUGUUCAGGUCUCCCUGGCCCUCUUUCCGGCUUUCAUCCAUCAGUCAGAUGUGACUGACGAGAUGCUGAGCUUCUUCCUCACUCUAUUCCGAGGCCUUAGAGUCCAGAUGGGUGUGUCUUUCACUGAGCAGACCAUACAGACAUUCCUCAGUAUGUUCACCAGAGAACAGUUGGCUGAGAGCAUCCUCCAUGAAGGCAGCACUGGUUGCCGGGUGGUAGAGAAGUUCCUGAAGAUCCUCCAGGUGGUGGUACAGGAGCCUGGCCAGGUGUUCAAGCCCUUCCUCCCCAGCAUCAUUGCCCUGUGCAUGGAGCAGGUGUACCCCAUCAUUGCUGAGCGCCCUUCCCCUGAUGUGAAGGCUGAGCUGUUUGAGCUCCUCUUCCGGACACUUCAUCACAACUGGCGGUACUUCUUCAAGUCCACAGUCUUGGCCAGUGUGCAGAGGAGUGUGGCAGAGGAUCAAAUGGAGAAUGAGCCCCAGUUCAGUGCCAUCAUGCAGGCUUUUGGUCAGUCCUUUCUCCAGCCCGACAUCCAUCUUUUCAAGCAAAAUCUCUUCUACUUGGAGACGCUCAACACCAAGCAGAAGCUGUAUCACAAGAAGAUCUUCCGGACGACCAUGCUGUUCCAGUUUGUGAAUGUGCUGCUCCAGGUCCUGGUCCACAUCCAUGACCUUCUGCAGGAGGAGAUAGGCAUUGCCAUCUACAACAUGGCAUCUGUCGACUUCGAGGGCUUCUUCUCAGCCUUCCUUCCAGAGUUCCUGACUGGCUGCGACGGUGUGGACACCAACCAGAAAAAUGUGCUGGGGCGGAACUUCAAGCUGGACCGGGACUUACCCUCGUUCACCCAGAAUGUGCACAGGCUGGUCAACGACCUACGCUACUACCGGCUCUGCAACGACAGCCUGCCCCCCGGCACUGUGAAGCUCUAGCUCGGCCUGAGCUGCCUGUCACACCACCUCUGCCUGCAGCACAGCAUCCCAGACAAGUCUCACCACUCCUUGGAAUCUGCACCCUGAGCAGCACAGCUUGCCUCCACCCUCCUGCUGCCACCUAGUAGGGCCGUCUUAGGAUCCACCUUAGCACUGGUGGAGUCCCAGCAUUUGGAGCAGGUAGAGGGGCAAGUGGCUGGGUGCCCCCAUGAGUGGUCUGUGCAGAUUAUGUGCAUAUCAGUCAUGGGACAGAACUGCCAAGGACAGCUUACAACAGUGCCACCUUCUCACCAUUCCACUCCCGCCUCUCCCUGGCCCAGCAGCUAAGGAGAGACCGACCGGAACUGUUUCUGUCGAGCCUUCCACCCCUCCAAUUGCCUUGAAGUCUCUGCUUUGUCAGAGAUUUGCAAAGACUUAUGUUUUUGUUCUUGUUUUCUCAUCAUUCCAUUGUGAUACUAAGAAAAUAAAAUGCUUACAUUGUUGUUAUAGAAAUGCUGGCUGGGAACCUUAUUUCUACUGGUGCCUCCUUCGGGCCAGCAUCCAUCUGAAUGGUGCCUGAAGCCUUGUGCUGUGAGGAAGCACCACAGAGGAGACUGGCUGGCAUAGAGUCGGUUGUGCCCCACCUUCUAGAUAACAUCUCCUUUAAGCCAUGUGAAGAAACGGUCCCCAUUUCUCAUACUUGCUGUGACAGUGAGCCUAGGUCCUGACUCCUCACCUCCCAGGGAACAAGUGGAUCCCCUCUUAGAGGCCCAGUCAGGAAUUGUUCCUUGGGACUGAAAUCUGACUGAGGACAAUAGGAGAGCAGGUUGGAGGGGACAGAGAGGGAGAAGAGGAGUGUGCCAGCUGGGAGUGGGUGAGGCGCAGGCUUUCCGCUGUGUAUGAGAGCUGAGCUUUCUCAGCCAUCCACAUGUGGAAACGGCACAUGUCCUCAUUUUCCAAAACAACAAAUCAGCAGUUCCUUUUCAGGUGUCCUGCUGACAGACAGGACAGGCAGACCAUGGUAGGUUG
Messenger RNA from Castor canadensis (American beaver), 4997 nucleotides. It is a transcript of the gene Xpo6, whose product is annotated as exportin 6. Gene Ontology annotation, biological process: protein export from nucleus. Gene Ontology annotation, molecular function: nuclear export signal receptor activity; small GTPase binding. The record is from RefSeq and is a predicted model, not a curated record. NCBI's taxonomy places the organism in Eukaryota, Metazoa, Chordata, Mammalia, Rodentia, Castoridae.